UAAACAAAUAAGUGAGGUUAUUUUAAUAUAACUUAACAUAAAUUUGAAAUUUUUACCAAAAAAAUUAACACAAACUGUAUAAAGGAAUGAUUGUCAACUAUUUUUUAUGAGUGAAUACAGAUUUUUCAAAAUGUGGCGUCGGUAUUUGAUGUGGUUCGCACAUGAAAACGUAGACUUCCGUUAUGCUGAAAUGCAAAGUAUACUUUCCAUGUUAAAUAUACCGAUAAAAUUUGUUGAGAAACCAUGCGUAAAUAAGCCUUAUUGGAUAGUCGAGUUUCCUACAGAAGAUUGUAUCAAAAAAGUCGCUUCCCGUUCCGUUUUACUCAAAAACUGUAUAGAACUAUGGUCCAGAGCUACAACAGCUGAACGUUUACAUAGUAACUUGAAAAAUGCACUUAUAAACUCAAGUGGAAAGUGGAUAAUACCUGAAAAUUCCAUAGAGAAUAUAAGUGAUACACAUAUUUGCCCGAGGGAGCUCUUACUAGCAUGUAGUGAUGAUCGGAAGUCUUUCAAAGUUGAAGUAGAAACAUUUUGUAAACAUUUUACCAUGAAAGAAAAGGUUGACAAAAUUGAGAAUUUUAGCUACUUGCCUUUACAUGGUCCGGUAAAGUUAAAGAAUCCUGAUAUAACAUUAGCCUACCUUGAAUUCUACGGUGUUGAUCCGAAUAAUGUUCCUGAUCAGCCACAUGAUCUAUUUUUUGGUAAAUGGGUGGCUGAUGGUCAACGAGAGCUCAUUCAAACUCAUUCACUAAAGAAACGACAGUUCAUCGGCAAUACAAGUAUGGAUGCUCAAUUAUCACUAAUAAUGGCGAAUCAAGCUCAAGUAAAUACUGGACUAAUUAUAUUAGACCCAUUUGUAGGAUCUGGUUCCCUGUUUAUAGCUGCUGCACAUUUUGGAGCAUAUGUUUGGGGGUCUGACAUUGACUUUAUGAUGCUGCAUGCACGAUCCAGGCCUACACGAGUCGGACAAAAGGUUCGUACAGAAGAAGAAAGUAUUAAGAGUAACAUGAAGCACUAUGGCACCGAAUCGAGGUAUUUAGACGUCGUUGUAAGUGACUUCUCAUUGACUAAUUGGAGGGGAGACUUGAAGUUUGAUGCUAUUAUUACUGAUCCUCCUUACGGCGUUCGAGAGCCAACAGAGAGAAUUGGUAUAGACAGGGAAAACUAUGAACUAUCCGAUGAACACCUUGUCAACCACGUACCGUCUAAGGUGGAUUAUGGUCUGCCACAUUUGUACAGCGACUUGUUGAACUUUGCUGCGAAGCAUCUCGAGAUCGGGAGACGACUGGUGUGCUGGUAUCCUUUAGUAAGAGAAGAAUACAAAGAAAAACAAUUACCAUCGCAUCCAUGUCUGAAGUUAAUUGCUAACUCCGAGCAGGUUCUGUCAAAACUAACCGCUCGCAGACUGCUCACAUAUGAGAAAGUUAGCGACGAAGUUCCCAAUAUGCCCGUAGAUCCUAACGCUGGAACGCAUAGUUUCAGGGAAAAAUACUUCUCAAUGGGGGAAACAACGAGGAGAGAGAGAAAAGAAAAAAAAGCCGAAGAUAUGGCGGCGUACGGGCUGAGGCAAUUUCAAGAUAUUAUCAAUGAUGUUUCAUAAAUUUUAUCAAUAAAAUAGUAAUACGA
Messenger RNA from Vanessa tameamea, 1626 nucleotides. RefSeq names its product tRNA (guanine(10)-N2)-methyltransferase homolog. The transcript is spliced from 9 exons. Gene Ontology annotation, molecular function: nucleic acid binding; methyltransferase activity. Gene Ontology annotation, cellular component: cytoplasm. Gene Ontology annotation, biological process: methylation. The record is from RefSeq and is a predicted model, not a curated record. Lineage: Eukaryota; Metazoa; Arthropoda; Insecta; Lepidoptera; Nymphalidae. The coding region runs from base 107 to 1600 and encodes 497 amino acids.